Messenger RNA from Iphiclides podalirius (scarce swallowtail), 534 nucleotides. The record is from the annotation of a GenBank genome assembly. Lineage: Eukaryota; Metazoa; Arthropoda; Insecta; Lepidoptera; Papilionidae.
AUGGAGCGGUACCUCAGGGAGGAACCCCGGGGCAAGCGACGGGACCCUGCCCCUGAGGAGGAGUGGGCCAGGUCCCCGACCUGCUCCCCACCCUCGCCGCAAUCACCCCCCUCGCCGAGGCUGUUCACAGUAACUGCGGUGAAGAGCGAGCCACCCAGCGACUCCGACGAGCCUAAAGGUGUGGAAGUGGCAGACGAGCCGCCGAGCCCGGCACCGGCGCGACGUCCGCCAGCACCACGGCUCCAUCCGCAGCCGAACGCCCCGGAUCCACGCCGCCGCGUCCACCGCUGCGAGUUCCCAGCCUGCGAUAAAGUCUACACUAAGAGCUCGCAUCUCAAAGCUCACAAGAGGACGCACACCGGCGAGAAGCCGUACAAGUGCUCGUGGGAGGGCUGCGAGUGGCGCUUCGCGCGUUCCGACGAACUGACCAGACACUACCGCAAGCACACCGGGGCCAAGCCGUUCCGUUGCCGCCACUGCGAGCGCUGCUUCUCCCGCUCCGAUCACCUUGCGCUCCACGCCAAACGCCACGCG